UUCUCUAUCAAAAUGGGCCAGCAAAACUCCCGCCCUGUCUUUGACAGCAAACUGAUCAAAAGCCAUGUCGAACACGCCCUGAUCCAACAGGAUGGGCGCCAUAACGACAUCCCCACAGCCUCCACACCUGGACCCCAUCCCCGGGCAGCAGUAAGCCACUGCCCCCUUCUCCCUCUCUCUCACCACCUAGGCACUUGGGGUACUAACAAGCUCACAGUCACCGACGAAGCAACCAAAACCGCCCUCCUAGGCGACAAACGCUUCCAGCGCGCCUUCAUGACCUACUUCUCCCUCCUCAACAACCAAUACAACUCCAACUCGACCGCCCUAGCCCUCUCCCAGCUCUUCUCGGGCCCCAUACCCCUCGUCUACGGCCUCUUCUCCUCCCUCGGCCUCCCCCUCACCUUUCUGUCGGAUGGGAUAGAGCUCCGCUCCGCAAUCCUGGUAGCCCAAUCCCUCACCCUCUCAGCCGUAGACUGGCAGCCCGGCAUCUAUGACCUCCUAACAAGCAGCCAGCUCGCCCGGCCGGCAUCAGAACUCCUCGGACCAGAGGAGCUACUAAGAAGGGUAGCCUACGACGGGCGGUUCAGCGGCGUGAUGAAGGGGGGAGCGGGCUAUCACAACAUCAACCAGAUCCUGUCCAACCCGUCGGCAAGGGCGGCGGUGGUGGAGUACGUCCAGCAGCUGGACUGUCGGAAUUUAUCGCUGCUUCUUCCCCAGCUGGCUUCGCUUUCUGUUUUGCUGCUCACGGCCACGCACAAGCCGGGAAAAGCC
Molecule: messenger RNA, 774 nt
Organism: Podospora anserina S mat+
Lineage: Eukaryota; Fungi; Ascomycota; Sordariomycetes; Sordariales; Podosporaceae
Exons: 2
Molecular function (GO): oxidoreductase activity
Source: RefSeq, a predicted model, not a curated record